Messenger RNA from Penicillium brevicompactum, 1062 nucleotides. RefSeq names its product protein kinase family protein. The transcript is spliced from 2 exons. Gene Ontology annotation, biological process: protein phosphorylation; mitotic DNA damage checkpoint signaling. Gene Ontology annotation, cellular component: cytoplasm; nucleus. The coding region runs from base 1 to 1062 and encodes 353 amino acids. The record is from RefSeq and is a predicted model, not a curated record. NCBI's taxonomy places the organism in Eukaryota, Fungi, Ascomycota, Eurotiomycetes, Eurotiales, Aspergillaceae. Gene Ontology annotation, molecular function: protein serine/threonine kinase activity; ATP binding.
AUGCUGUCGCAGCUAUGGAAAUAUUGUGCGAAUGUUCAUUCAGCUAUCAGAUCUCUUCUUUACGGCUCUUUUGGCUUCAUCCAUCGCCUAGUGCCUCCUUUCAUAAAGGAUUAUUUGUCCACACGUGAAGAGCCUCACAAUCUUGAGCGGUGCGGAGGCCCUCUAUCAGAGAAUGAUUCUCCAACUAUCGCGAAGAACCACGUUUUGAGGUUGGAUGAAAGGGAUGAAGUUGUCUUUCCCAGCAUAAACCCAGAUCUUGUCCCCUAUGAGCCUUUCAACGAAACAUUGGGUCAAGGCUCAACCUCAUUAAUAGCAAGAAUAAAACCGGGUGUCGUCAUCAAAUAUCCCAGGUUCUCGUGGUGGCAUUCUGAGGCAGCCGAUUCACACGCUCUUAUAAAGGAUAUCAAGCGUGGUUUCGAGGUUGAAGAGCGACUUUUGGAUAUCUUAGGGGCACACCCUAGAAUAAUACGCUAUCUUGGUAUCUCAGAGGAGCCUCGUGGAUUACUCUUCGAAGAAGCUAGUGAUGGCAAUUUACAAAUUUACAUCGACCAGCAUCAUGAUGCUAUCGAUCUAUGUCUUCAAAAAAAGUGGUGUCGGCAGGCAGCAGAAGCCGUUCACUAUAUUCACCAAAAGGGUGUCAUUCAUUCCGACCUACGGCCAGAGAACUUUUUAUUACACUCCGACUCCAAGGGCAAGCUCGAUCUUCUACUCUGCGACUUUGGUGGAUCAAUGAGUGGUGAAAUUGACGGUGGACAUCUUCCAGAUUCAGGGUUUUUUAACCCAUGUAAGCCAUGGGUGUCAACAGAGGCUGUAGACAUCUUCAGCCUGGGGUCGGUUUUUUACACGAUAAUGACCGGCCAUUGGCCCUACAAGUCUCCUGGGCCAUUCAAUUCCAUGGCAGAGAAAGAAGACUACGAUGAAUUGGUAGACACGCUCUUUGCUUCUCAAAAGUAUCCUCCGGUCGAUAGUAUACAUGGUGGUACCGUGAUACAAGGAUGUUGGACUGAAAGAUACUACGAUGUAGGGGCACUCAUUCGAGAUCAAAAUUUGUCAGAUAGGUAG